Cicer arietinum (chickpea) is the source of this 735-nucleotide messenger RNA. NCBI's taxonomy places the organism in Eukaryota, Viridiplantae, Streptophyta, Magnoliopsida, Fabales, Fabaceae. The record is from RefSeq and is a predicted model, not a curated record.
AUGGCUUCCGUGCAACCAGUUUUUAGAGAUGGUGGUAGUAGCAAUAAACCACCAUGCAUCGUUGGAGAACACUAUGACUUUUGGAAGAUACGCAUGCAAGCAUAUCUUGAGGCACAAGGAGAUAAUAUUUGGAAAAGUUUCAGAAAGAAGGAUGGUUCCACUUCAAGCCAAAAAUUCACUUGCUUUGAGUGUGGAAAGCAAGGACACAUAAAAGCAGAAUGUCCAAACACUAUCAAGAAAAAUACUAUCAAAAAGAAAGAAUUCAAAAAGGCAUAUAUAGCAUGGGAGGACAACAAAGUCAGUUCAUCUUCGGAUUCAGAAAGUGACGAAUAUGCAAAUGUCGCCUUGAUGGCAUCACAUCAAUCCGAAGAAAAAGAAGAGGUUAGUAACAAAGACUCUCCUCAUCAUAAUGAGACUAAUAGUGAAUUAAUUAUUGAAUAUAAUGAUGCUGAAAAUGCAAUUAAAGAACUACUUAUGGUAUGCAAACAAAGUACCUCAAAUAUGUGGUUCUUGGAUAAUGGAUGCUCAAAACACAUGACCGAUGACAAAAUAAAAUUUUCAGCUCUAACUCUUGAAUCAAAAGGUUAUGUGGUCUAUGGAGAUAACAACAAGGGAAAAAUUAUAGGCAUUGGAAAAGUUGGUACAACCCAUUCUCCUUCAAUUGAAGAUGUUUUAUAUGUUGAGGGUUUAAAACACAAUCUAAUUAGCAUCAGCCAGCUUUGCAACAAAGGUUAA